Molecule: messenger RNA, 389 nt
Organism: Thamnophis sirtalis
Lineage: Eukaryota; Metazoa; Chordata; Lepidosauria; Squamata; Natricidae
Source: RefSeq, a predicted model, not a curated record
ACUGUGAUGACGUCAGCUACGCGGUUUCGUCGAGCGCCCUUUAGUCGAACACGGUGUUGUGGUGGAACCGGAAAUUCCUCCACCUCUGAUUUCAGAAGCCCCCGGUUAAUUUCUUUCUUUUUUCCCCAACCACACUUUUUAUAGAAACUGAAGCGAUCCUCAACCCCUCAACCUCUUAAAUGUUGCUUCAUUUCAUUAGACUGCUGGAUUGGCGGCCGGAGAAGAAGGAGGGGAGUGUGAGAUUGCGAUACGAGAGGGUUAUCAUCAUCAGAAACAUGUUUCAUCCCAAAGAUUUUGAGGAGGAUCCCUUAGUGCUAAAUGAAAUCCGGGAAGAUCUACGGUCUGAAUGUGAAAAAUUCGGUCAAGUAAAGAAAGUCCUUAUAUUUGAC